GCUUCAGUCGGAACCUCAUCCAUAUAUGUUUAAUAUGGCAUAUUCAAGUAGUCCGCACCGCGGACCAGUCGCCUCCAAAGUCUGGAAAGUUAUGAAUUAAUUUAAUAAUACACAUGUAAUCGUUAAUAUUUUUAUAAUAUCUGUGUCGUGAAAAAAAUUAUAAUGGAUGAAGCCUUUGCGCACUUGGAAGGAAAUAAACAAGGGGACGGAAAAAAGACAACUGUAGCCCCAGAUGGGGGUUGGGGCUAUGUUGUAUGUCUUGGUGUUGGAUUUACAUUUAUGCUUGGAUUCGGCUCUUCAAAUGCUUUUGGCAUACUUUUCAAUAGUUUUUUCAUGGAACAAGACGGUGCGAGUGGUCUUCCUCUAGUCAUAGGUGUAUAUAAUGGUGCCUUGUCAAUUGCAGGGUUUCUCAGCGGUAUAGCCCUUAAGAAGUAUUCGUUCAGACAAGUCGGUUUAGUCGGCGCUGGAUUGUUCGUCUUAGGAGAUAUACUGACAAUAUUUGUACAAAGGACAUAUCAACUAGUAUUCACAUUUGGAGUUAUACGAGGUGCUGGCUUUGGUGUUAUGAUACCAGUUAGUUUUACAGCAUUUAAUUGUUAUUUUACAAAGAAACGCACAGCCAUGAUGAGUGCGAACCAGACUAUGAGUAGUAUGGCUUCCAUCACGUUUCCAAUUCUUGUGACGUUUUUGCUAGCGGAAUAUGGCUUUCGGUGGACCCUUGCCUUAAUAAUGGCUAUAGAUCUUCAUUUGUUAUUCGCAAUGAUUGUGAUGCAUCCAGUUGAAUGGCAUAUGAUUCAAGCACCAGAAGUUAAAGAACUCUCAUCACUUUGUGACGUUAUCAGUGUUAAAAAUAAAUCCGAGUCCUUUGACGAAGCUGUUAUAAAAAUGUUGCCAGGUGAUGACGUCAUUGAGAUUAAGAAAUCACCUCUCCGGCACCAGUCGAUCCAGAAAAGUAUUAUAAAAAUAAUAUAUGACAACGUAGAACUUGAUCUCCUAAAGGAUCCGAAAUUCGUCAGUACCUUAGUAGGUCUAGGAUUUGCCUUCGUUUCAGACGUGACCUAUCUAGCCAUGGAACCGAUGCUCUUAUUCUCCUAUCAGUACUCUAAGAUGCAAGUCGCAACAUGUGUAAUGGCUGGGGCGAUCGCUGAUUUGGCAGCUCGAUUUUUCCUCGCUGUUUUCACUUAUUUCUACACAGUUGACAGUAGGAAAGUUUUCUUUGUGGGCACAUUUAUAACGAUGAUUUUACGAAUAGUUCUCAUACUGUCAGAUAAUAUAACGUAUGUCUUUGCGAUAACGAUAAUAUCUGGCCUCGUGAGAUGUUCUGUCCAAGUGCUAUUUCCACUUGUGCUGGUGACAGCUGCACCUGACAGAUUCCCGGCAGCUCUAGCCCUCCACAUACUAUUCUCUGGAUGCCUCAUGUUGAUGGCGGAUCCUAUGAUAGGUGUGAUAUACGAAGCAACGGGGAGUUACGUGAACUGUUUCAUAGCAAUGAGUUUUUGCUGUUUAGUGUGUAUUGUUCUGUGGACUGUUGAGUAUUUUGUGUAUCGUAAGAAAGCGUAAUGAUGUCAAAAAUUAGGACAUGAUUUUAAACUUUUGUAUUUGUGUAAUUUAAUAUUGUUUUGUUUUAAUCAUAGUUAUUGCAUGACCAAUAAAACAAAAACCUUUCUCGGGCUAAAUUAAUUCUUAUUAUGGCAACACUAAGUUUUUGUCACUUGGAUAUUGACAUUUAACACAUUCAGAGUCCAUUCCUUUAGACACGUGUUUCCCAACGUGGGGCCCUCGCCCCAUAGUGGGGGAAUUUGAUUUUCCUAGGAGCUACUCGAAAUUCAUUCAUAUUAUUUAGAAUUAAUCAUAUAAUAACCAAUCAUUUUUUUUCUAGUGAACUAUUAAAUGUUUAAAAUUGAAGAUUAUAUAUUGUUGGGCAUAAGCCCCACCUUAGCCUUUCUAAAAUUCUUCUAAAUUUCUAUAUAUUCGGUAUUAUAACUCUUAAAAAUCAUAAUAACAAAAAAUAAGAGCACGCACAAUGGAAUAGACACCACACCACACUGUUACAGAUGACAGUGACAGUCAAUAAUGACAUUUAAAAAAUGUUGCCAUUAUAAGAAAUUAGUUCUUAUAGUUUUCCGUAAUUCCGCAAAAACAGUACUGGCGUUGUUGCUUCAACGUUCGCCAAAAGCACCAAUGAACUUUCUGUCUGUGCAUUUAAGAUUCGCUAAUAAAGUAAAACAUCGUCAGGAAACUGGCAUGUUUGUAAUCCAAAAAUCGAUGACAUAUGUCAAACAAAAGGCUGUCAUCACCUUUUUGUCUAUGUCAAAAGACCAAACAAAGGGAUGCAAUCUGAGGUCAGAUUUAUUUUUAAAUAGUUUUCCGCAAUAUAGAGGGUUUUUUUUAUUGGUCUCGCUUUACACUAAGCCAUAUUAUUAUUUAAGUCAAUAACUUCAGUGAUUAUGUUAAGUCGAAUAUUGAACCUAUGUAUGAGGCUUCUAUAUAAUAGUGUUAUAUUCGUACAAUGCUAGUAUUAAGCAGUGGUGGAUUUACCAGCUGAGUAGGUUGGAGCCUACUGCGGCAGAUUAACGAGGCGACAUUUUUUUUGCUACUUAAUAGAAAUCCAUAUAUUUUUGCAUGAUGGAUUUUUGAUGUUUUACAUAUAGAAAUGUUCUAGAGUAAAACAGCUAGCGCGGUCCCAGUAAUCGACGUCUGCGGCCUCAUCUCAGACUUUGUAUGACUAAAAAGAGCAAAAUUGCUGAAAAUGUAUUUCCCUCUCUCUCUUCCCCCUAACAAUCCAUACAUGUGAGGCCUACUACUGAUAAGAGGCUGCGAACUGAAUAGUUGGUGUAUAAAUUGUGCUCAAAAAUCAAAGCCAAAAAAUUUAACAAAAUUGUAGGAUUGUAAAUGCUUGUAAAAAAUUUGUAAAUCCGCCACUGGUAUUUAGUAUAAUUAAAUUGCAAUUAUAAGUUACCUAAUUAAAUAGAAAUAAAACUUUAACAAGAGCUAUAUGCCAAAGGUAUGUAGCACUAUAUACAAUCGAAUAUAGACGACUAUAGCUAUGUUCAUAUAUUACGUAUCACUCUUAUUACACAGUUCUUGGUAAAGUAAUCAUGUAUCUAUUUAUCUCAGCGUAACCUAUUAGAUAGAUAGAGACGAAAGAGUAAUGUUGUUAAAACGAAAAAGUAAAAGUUUUUUAUGCCGAUAUUAUCAUGAGAAUUCAAAGUAGUAACAAAAAAGAGUAUGUACUUAUGUACACGCGUUAGAAGUUAUAUUUCUUUGGCGUAUGGAGAAAAUUACUAAAAUGCAGUAGUGAUUGACGAUAAGUAUUAAAAGUAAUCAAAAAUAUUUUAUGUAA
Pieris rapae (cabbage white) is the source of this 3343-nucleotide messenger RNA. RefSeq names its product monocarboxylate transporter 13. Gene Ontology annotation, molecular function: monocarboxylic acid transmembrane transporter activity. Gene Ontology annotation, biological process: monocarboxylic acid transport; transmembrane transport. The transcript has 9 exons. The record is from RefSeq and is a predicted model, not a curated record. Lineage: Eukaryota; Metazoa; Arthropoda; Insecta; Lepidoptera; Pieridae. The coding region runs from base 163 to 1560 and encodes 465 amino acids.